This is a messenger RNA of Durusdinium trenchii, 429 nucleotides long. NCBI's taxonomy places the organism in Eukaryota, Dinophyceae, Suessiales, Symbiodiniaceae. The record is from the annotation of a GenBank genome assembly.
AUGUUUAACCUUUGCGAAGGUGACUGCCAAAGCUCUAGUUCAAGCUCAAAGGAGGAAGAUUCGGAUGAUUCUGGACUUGCUGUGCAGAAGGCCAGAAGCCUUCCAAACCUGAACCGGCGAUUGCCAAAGCGCACUGACAGCAGUGACACCACUGACGGCAAAGAUGGCUAUCCAAGCAUAGACAGCAACCUGCAAAAGGCGCGAGGAUAUCAACGAAAAGUUGAUCGACGGCGUUCGCAAACCUUUAAAUCCAUCACCGUCCCAGAGGAGGUCUUGCAGGUAGCCGUGGAUGACGAGUACCAACUCCCAGAGGAUGAUGACUUCGACGAGUAUGGAGAGCCCCUUUUCGCGGAAAGCUGGACAGCUCUCUACGCUCUUGACUGCACGAAGCACAAGAGUGCAUCACAUCAUGGCAUUCCUUUGAAAUGA